AUGGAAAGUGACUCGGAAACAAAUUCAACAAGCGACAAUAAUUUUGAUGCCAGAAAAUAUCAGGAGGUUUAUUAUGGAGCCGAUCCAAAAACUCAGCAAGCAGAUGUAGAGUCAAAAUUUGUCCUUGAAUUCCUGCAUGACAUAUUUGCUUCAGGUCACGUAGCAGGAGGCAGUUUGAUAGAAAUUGGUGCUGGACCCGUGUUAUAUCAUAUUGUAUCUGCGUCAGAACGAUUUAACACCAUCUACCUGACUGAUUAUUAUGAAGAAAGUUUACAUAAAAUAGAUAAAUGUCUGCAAGGGAAAAAAGAUGCUUUUGAGUGGACACCAUAUUUGAAAUAUAUAUGUAACUUGGAGGGCAACACGUCCACUCCUAAAGAAAAAAUGGAAAAGAUGAAAAGGAAUAUUAAACUAAUGAAGUAUGAUGUCACACUGGCUAAUCCGCUACAACCAAACACAGUUCCCCAAGCAGACUGUGUCAUAGUCGUGGGAUGCCUCAUAUGUGCUUGUAAAACCCCCGAUGAUUUCCAAAAUGCUUUAAAUAACAUUUCAUCCUUAGUAAAACCAGAGGGGUAUCUGAUUAUUGUUGACUACCUGGGUGCCUCCUAUUACCUGAUAGGUCAAACGAGGCUGAAUGUUCUCUCACUUGACGAGAACGCGGUCAGACAACAUGUAACAGACGCUGGAUUUUCCAUAGAGGAGUUUAAGGUUGGGAACAAAUUUGGCAUUCAUCGUGAGGUUUUUGAUUGUAAAGAGGUCUUCUGUCUCCUCGCUAAGAAGUGAAAAGAUACAUCUUUAUUGUUGGAAUUCUUCCAGACAGAGUUGCUGCCUCUGUUGAAUAAGUACAGCUACAGGAAUGUUUUCCAAUGAGCUGUGUUUGUCAGUGAGAUGUAGUAAUUUGAUAAACAUGAGACACCAUGUCUUAUGCUGGAGCAGUGUAUCCUCUCUCUGAAGAGAUCUGUAC
Xenopus laevis (African clawed frog) is the source of this 961-nucleotide messenger RNA. Its product is annotated as nicotinamide N-methyltransferase. NCBI's taxonomy places the organism in Eukaryota, Metazoa, Chordata, Amphibia, Anura, Pipidae. The coding region runs from base 1 to 780 and encodes 259 amino acids. The transcript is spliced from 3 exons. The record is from RefSeq and is a predicted model, not a curated record.